Molecule: messenger RNA, 1692 nt
Organism: Babesia ovata
Lineage: Eukaryota; Apicomplexa; Aconoidasida; Piroplasmida; Babesiidae
Product: TBC1 domain family member 5 homolog related, putative
Exons: 4
Coding region: 1-1692 (563 amino acids)
Biological process (GO): activation of GTPase activity
Molecular function (GO): GTPase activator activity
Source: RefSeq, a predicted model, not a curated record
AUGGAUGGAAGCUGUGAGGACACGUACGACAUAACGUACGAUGAGGACUGUUACUGCGGGGUCUCACUGGACGAUUUUGAGGCCAUUUUGCGUCACACAGAGCCUUCCCAUGGCGGUGAAGCAGAUAGCGAUGAGAAUGAAUACACUAGUUCUGCUGAUGAGGACCGUGAGCGAGAUAUAGAGUCUGCGAUGCAGCGUUUGGCUGCAUCGGUGACCGCCAUGCACAUCGGAAUUGAAAAUAUGCGCCGUGUCAUAUGGGGUUAUUUUCUCGGAGUUUACACUGCAGAAACUAUGGAGGAACUGCUUAAAGCGGUUAAACAGAAAAGGGAGCGUUACUGGGAGCUCGUGGAAAAGCAUCGACAUGACAAUCUGAAGAGCAUGCAGGCGCUGAACCCACAGCUGUUCCACCCACUGGCGCCAGUUGAACGUAACCCCUGGGAACAAAACCAGCGUUCGCGUGAACUGCUUGACGAGAUAUGGCAGGAUGUUGAACGCACCUAUCAGGAGCGGAGCCUGUUCAAAAACGAGUCUGUGCGGAAGACCCUACAAAAUGUGCUCUAUGUCUGGAGCAGAGAGCACGACUACAUCUCGUACCGCCAGGGCAUGAAUGAGUUGUUGGCAGUUGUGUACAUCGUGUGCUACCGCGAUCAGGCGAGGCCGUCGGAUUCGGCUGCUGAUGCGGCGUUCGCGGAGCUAUGCUCGGGCAACGCCAACGACCUUGAGGCUGACGCAUAUACGCUCUUCGAUGCAUUGAUAUGUCUCGAGAUACAACUCAUGUUUGAUAAUGCGGCUGCAAAGAUUCCAUCAAUAAAAAGUCACAAAGCCAAAUCUGCCAAUUUGGCUCACCUUGUCUCACUACCUGGGCGCACGAAGGCCAACAACAACCACAAUUCAUUCAUCGCAAGAACAAAGUUCAUUUAUUCGAGUAUACUUAAGGAUUACGACCCCGCGCUGUUCAAGCACUUCCGGGACAUCGAGCUGGAGCCUCACGUGUUCCUCAUGCGUUGGAUACGGCUGAUAUUUAGCCGAGAGUUCAACGUCAAUGAAACGUUGUGCCUGUGGGAUGCGGUGUUUGCGGACCACUUUCUCACCAACAUUGAGGGAGAACGACUACCGGAGUUCCAGUUUGAGCUGAUCGAUUUUUUCGCGGUGGCCAUGAUGUCGUACGUCCGUUUAAAUCUGCUAGAGAACGAUAUAAACUACUGCCUGCAGCGGCUCUUCAAGUUCCCACCUAUUGAAAACAUUUCCCUGCUUAUCGCAAAAGCGCACAAGAUUCGGCGCCAAUUCCACAAGUUGGAUUCUGGAAAAACAACGAUGGCCAACGGUAAUAGCUCGGCCCGCCGCUCGAGCAGCAUCCCUUGGGCACCAGUUGAUGACGGCAGCCACGUCACAAUGGAUACGACGGGACGGUCAAGUACAUCAAGAGCGGUUGAUAUGAGAGGUAACGAGAGUGGCAAAACGCCAUAUAUGUCGUUGGAAUGUAUAGAUAGCAACGCAUCAGCCUUCGCGUCACCAUCGGAAUCUGGCCUCUCAGCAAGUGCCGAGGGUCUACGACAGGCGCUUGAAGGUGUUGCUGCGCGGAUCUACAAACUCUACGAGGAAGCUUUUGCUGUUGGAAGCGACAAGAUGAUGAACGACAUCCAGGAUAUACACAGCGAGGUCACUCGUAUUCUCGCAACGCUGGAUUCCUAA